AUGGGAAAACGGCAGAAGCAAGUCAGCCGCCCAAACAACUUCCAAAGAGAAAACUCGAAGGAGAUACCAGUUGAUCUUUUGAUUGAGAUUUUCUCAAGAUUGACGGUUAAAGACAUUGCGUGGUGUCGUUGCCUGUCCACGCUCUGGUCGUCCGUACUGCGUCGUCGAGAUUUAACAGAACUAUUCCUGAAAAUAUCUUCGGCUCAGCCGCGUAUGUUAUUCACCUUCUUACACAACAGUAUGAGUUCUCCCUAUGUCUGUAAGAUUCUUGCCCCUGUACGUGGGUUUCUUUGUACCAAAACUAGCAAUCAUGUGAUCUAUAACCCUAGCACAGGAGAGUACAUAACUUUACCGAGAGUAUUUUGUUUCCCCACGGCAUACGUGUCGGAGGAUUUUGCCAGUUUAGUUUCAACAUUAGGAAUGGAAAAAGUAUCCUGGAGAAUGGUCGAAUGUUUGAUACCCCAUAGACCUUUACGUACUGAGAUAUACAUCGACGGAGUUUUGUACUAUCUGAUAAAUUGCAAAGGUCAAUUGGGCGUACUGUGGCCACAGACCAUUGGACUUGAUUGUCUACACAUUGGCAUUGUCGGGAUGACUAGUGGAGGUGAAAUUGUGUUAUCAACAUCCAAUCUAAACGAUCCUUUCUACAUCUUCUACUACGGUGUCGUGCUGAUCACUUUGAAUGUAGUUGAAAUCCAGUUUGGGAAUAUAGCUGAGAAGGCUAAAUACUCAAGGAUUUAUACUUUUAUAGACUAUGUAGAGAAUGUGGAGCGUCUAGAUUAG
Camelina sativa (false flax) is the source of this 783-nucleotide messenger RNA. Lineage: Eukaryota; Viridiplantae; Streptophyta; Magnoliopsida; Brassicales; Brassicaceae. The record is from RefSeq and is a predicted model, not a curated record.